Molecule: messenger RNA, 1062 nt
Organism: Chondrus crispus (carragheen)
Lineage: Eukaryota; Rhodophyta; Florideophyceae; Gigartinales; Gigartinaceae
Exons: 1
Coding region: 1-1062 (353 amino acids)
Source: RefSeq, a predicted model, not a curated record
AUGAACGCCUUCGUCCCCGCCUCCCUCGCGCGCCCCGUCCUUCGCGACAGCCAUUUCACCCCUCCGCUGUCGUCGCGGUCCCCGGUGCGCCCCUCCGUGGGCCCCACCAUGAAUACCGACAUCGACCUCACGCUAGGGAAGUACGACAAGAUGUCUCGCUCCGAGACCGCUCCUGCCGUCCCCUCGACACCGUCCAGCGUGUGGCGCAGCUACUUGGACACCGUCAAUGCCAAACAGUGCAACCCGUUUGAGAAGCCCAACAAGGUCUCCGCCCCUAUCGUCAGUCGCCCAUUCAUGAACGGCGUCUUGUAUAACGCUAAAAUGACAAAAGACUACUACGAGAUCCGAGCGAUCGGCACGGGCUUCGGCUCUGUGCCCAUAGGCAACCCGGACAAGCUCUGCUCGCCUUCUCCCGCUGUUGAUAGCUACAUGGCCAAGUGCGUUACCGCGCAGUACAAGAUGACUGCCGCGCCGUAUGGCGUGUACACCAUCAAGUGCACGGAAGGCAACGUCAAACAGCAAGCGGAGGAGUCUCGUUCGGCCGCGCUUUCGGCUGAGUUUCGCAUGAAACAGCGCUCCGUCAAGGCUAAGUUUGGCGAUUAUACCGAGACCAGGCGCAAGGCCAUCAUCGCCGCUAUGGGAUGUACCUACGAGGAGAAGCUCGUCAACUUGUAUCCUGUUGCUGCCCGCGCUGUCGUUCGCGGUAGUAGCGAAGCCAAGGGAAAUUGCGUGCGCUAUGCAGUCUCAACCUCGCCAGCAGAGGAGUACAUGGCCGCUUCCGUGGAUAAGCAGUACAAGUUCCGGGCCGUGCCAUACGGGGUGUAUGAUGUGCUCUGCUGUGAUGGCAAUACGAAGACCGUCCCAGAGUAUAAGCGGGUUGCCGCUCUCGCCACUCGCUUUAGGGCCAAGCAAAUGUCUCUACUGGCGAAGGAAAGGGCCAAGUAUGAAAGUGCCAAGUAUGCGAGGGAUUAUUACGGCCAUGGGUGCUCAUACGAGGAGAAUAUUUUUAACUCCUAUGCGGCCGUCUCGUCUUCAAUGCGCCCGGAUUCUGCAAGGUAUUAG